UCUUAUAUUUGUUUUUGAGUGAUGAGGAUUUAUUUGUUGUGUUUUAUACUUCUGCUUCUGUUAUCAAAUGUUUUGGCUUAUAUGCCUGUGGUAUUGCUGCAUGGUAUCCUCUCAGGUUCAGAAUCGAUGGCAUCGUUGCAACGCUUUAUAGAAAGACAACAUCCUGGAACAAAGGUGUAUAAUUGCGACUUAUUCAGUAAUUGGAACAGUCUUGAAGGAGCUUGGAAUCAAGUUGUGGAGUUCCGUCAAUAUUUAGAUGCAAUUGGUAAACAACACACGGAAGGUUUAGUUGUAUUAGGCUAUUCUCAGGGUGGCUUAAUAGCUAGAGCAGCUAUACAAACGAUGCAAAAUCACAAUGUGAAAGUAUUUAUAUCCUUGUCUUCACCUCAAGCAGGACAAUAUGGAACCAGCUUUCUUCAUUUAAUAUUCCCCGACUUGGCUGCAAAAACUGCAUAUGAACUUUUUUAUUCAAAAAUUGGCCAGCACACCUCAGUAGGCAAUUACUGGAACGAUCCUCGCAAACAAGAGCUAUAUUUGGAGUACAGUGUAUUUCUUCCAUACAUAAACAAUGAGAUCACUUCCUCAAAUUCAACCGAUUUUAAAAACGCUUUAACCCGACUAGACAAGGUCGUUCUAAUUGGAGGCCCUAACGAUGGUGUGAUUACGCCUUGGCAGUCAAGCCACUUUGGGUACUACAAUGACGAUAUGGAAGUCGUUCCCGUGAACAAACGCAAAAUUUAUACGUCGGAUGAUAUUGGAUUAAAAACUUUGGCCGAUCAUGGAAAGUUGUUAAUUAUUGUUAAACCCUUUGUUCACCACCUUAUAUGGCACACAAAUAAACGCGUAAUACAAGAGGUGAUCAUGCCACAUUUAAUAUAGAAUAAUUAUCUCAAAUAUACUUUAAGUACUAUGCUA
Messenger RNA from Stomoxys calcitrans (stable fly), 915 nucleotides. RefSeq names its product lysosomal thioesterase PPT2 homolog (gene Ppt2). Lineage: Eukaryota; Metazoa; Arthropoda; Insecta; Diptera; Muscidae. The transcript is spliced from 5 exons. Gene Ontology annotation, cellular component: lysosome. The coding region runs from base 22 to 879 and encodes 285 amino acids. The record is from RefSeq and is a predicted model, not a curated record. Gene Ontology annotation, molecular function: thiolester hydrolase activity.